AUGCUCGUCAAAUUCCCGAUUGCCCUGCUCGCUGUCAGCAGCGGAGCUAUGGCCUACAAGAACAACUGUCAAGGAUCUACCAACUCGCCCGAGGUCGCCGAGUGCUACGUUGGCAUCGGCAACAUCGACGCAAGCGCAACCUACAGCUACAACCAAGAAUUCUCCCACAAAAGCUGCUACAUCAAGUACGCAACGAAUGAUGGGAAUGUGGCACACCCUGUGUCCGGUCAGAAAAUCAAAGAUGUAGCUUCGUCCAUCGUAGCUAACUGCGGACAUCACAAGGGGAGCUACGGGACGGAGAACUGUGAUGGUUGCCACGUCACGGUCAACUAUCGGAAGUCGAUUUGA
Molecule: messenger RNA, 348 nt
Organism: Alternaria conjuncta
Lineage: Eukaryota; Fungi; Ascomycota; Dothideomycetes; Pleosporales; Pleosporaceae
Exons: 2
Coding region: 1-348 (115 amino acids)
Source: RefSeq, a predicted model, not a curated record